AUGAUAGGAGCCCAACUUAACACAUUGGACACAAAGAACAAAACCAGCUUGGAAACAUAUCUUGACCUGGGAUUUGUCGCUGCAAACACUUUAAUUCUUCUGGCUACCUUUUUCGUUGGUAUUGCUGCUAAUGUUUUUGUCAUACUAGCUGUCUACAAGCAAAAGAGUCUUCAGACAUCCAACAACGCCUUGGUGGUGAACUUGGCGGUCAUAGAUUUUCUUAGAUGCGUCAUCGACUGCCCAGUUUUGCUGACGAUCGUUUCAAUGUUAAACCAGAAAGGCCAUGUAGAAACUAUAAUUUGUGAUAUGCAAGUAGUGUCUUUUUCCUUCAGCUGCUGUAUUCAGUUACUAACUUUAGCUUGUAUAAGUGUGGAGAGGUACCAGGCCAUUUCGCAGCCCUUCAAAAUCGCCCAAAGACGUAAGCGCAUUAUGGUGUGGAUCCCUCUAACGUGGAUAGUGGCCAUUGUGGUUGCCCUAUUUUGCUUGUUGUUCCUGAAAGACUCCCCUGUUUACGUCAGAUGCCAAGGAUUCGGGAAAGGAACACUUCAAAUAUCUUACGACACCUAUGGUCUCUACAUGGUUCUACCUCUGUGGGCGGCUUGUUUUAGCAUCAUUAUAGGUUUCUACACUCGCAUCUUCGUCCUGGUCAGAUCAUACAACAGAAAGAUUUUCGAUAAAGGCAUCACUCCUGUAGAGAAAAACAAUAAAGAGGAAACCAAGAAAAAGGAACUCAAUACUAUCCAAAUGGAACCUAUGGGGACUGAAGCAGCACAGAAAUCACCCAACAAAGAUACAGUGUCGGCUUUGUUGACCUCCAACCUCCCACAAUGCAUCUCUCCGGGUGCCGGGAAUGAAAAGGAAAACGCAUUGGAGGUAAUUGAAUUGGAACAGCCUUAUAAGAAAGCAAUACAGGAUGGAGGGAAAGUGUGUGAAAGUGAGAAGCCAAAGACUACAGGAACAGAUGGAGAUGCAAGGGAUGGGGUUAAAAGCUCAAACUCCAACUUGCAGCAAAUGUCGAACAACCUGAACUCGGAAAAUUCAAAAGAAAAAGCACAGAAUGACACACUCCGGGAAAAUAACCGUGACAUUCAGUCUGCUGCGCAAACAACCAACCAAGAGCCAGUUUCAGAUGUAAAGAUGAAAGCCAGUGAUAAUGCAACAGUGGAUGCAGUCUCUCCAGUGACAAAGACAGAGGUGGAGGAUCCAGCGCAGAAUAUAGAGGGGGCGGUGUGCAUGAUGCCCUCAAAGGCAAACCGAGAAAGGGCCAACAAGAAGAAGGAAAGCAAGAUGGCCAAACGUGCCGGCUACAUCAUCGUCACGUUUCUGCUCUUCUGGCUGCCAAUUAUCACCACCAUUAUUCUCAACUUUGCACUGCACGGAAAUAAGUAUAUUCAAAUUGCUGUGAUCCAUGACUUGGAGCUGCUGUCUGUCUCUGUGGCCUGCGUUACAUCCCUUAGUAACCCCAUCAUAUACGCUGCUGUCAACCCACAGUUUAGAGCCGAGUUUUACCGACUCCGAAACAAACUGAAGUCUAUGUAUCACACUGAAUCAUGA
This is a messenger RNA of Periophthalmus magnuspinnatus, 1554 nucleotides long. Its product is annotated as dopamine D2-like receptor. Gene Ontology annotation, biological process: G protein-coupled receptor signaling pathway. Gene Ontology annotation, cellular component: membrane. The transcript has 2 exons. The coding region runs from base 1 to 1554 and encodes 517 amino acids. The record is from RefSeq and is a predicted model, not a curated record. Gene Ontology annotation, molecular function: G protein-coupled receptor activity. NCBI's taxonomy places the organism in Eukaryota, Metazoa, Chordata, Actinopteri, Gobiiformes, Gobiidae.